Messenger RNA from Botrytis cinerea B05.10, 1205 nucleotides. RefSeq names its product Bcbos1 (gene Bcbos1). Gene Ontology annotation, biological process: vesicle fusion; endoplasmic reticulum to Golgi vesicle-mediated transport. The transcript is spliced from 2 exons. The record is from RefSeq and is a predicted model, not a curated record. Bases 197 to 946 code for a protein of 249 amino acids. NCBI's taxonomy places the organism in Eukaryota, Fungi, Ascomycota, Leotiomycetes, Helotiales, Sclerotiniaceae. Gene Ontology annotation, cellular component: ER to Golgi transport vesicle membrane; Golgi apparatus; endoplasmic reticulum membrane. Gene Ontology annotation, molecular function: SNAP receptor activity; SNARE binding.
GACCUCAAUUGGCACCGCCACAUCAAAAGAAUUCAAGUAGCCACGUUUAACUUUCAAAUAAGGCUACUAGUCGCAUCAGUCGCAUCAUUAUUGAUUCCGCGCAACGGUAACUCGAAAAGCGCAUCACCCACUUCUUUGGACUACCGUCAGUUACUUUCAAGGGCUCUCAUUUCUUUUCCUUGUCAAAAUCUUCAUCAUGAACACUCUCUUCAAUACCGCACUCAAGCAAUCCACCUCCCUUCGUCGAGAUCUUUCCUCUCUUUCUCCACCCGAGUCGCAACCCCUCACCCCAUCUCUACUUGGUCAAAUUUCUUCAUCUCUUACCUCCUUCUCAAGGACUCUUGAUUCUUACGCUUCCCUUCAAUCUGCCGAACUCAAUCCUUCCAAAAAGGAAAAGGCCUAUGAGCGAUUAGCUACAUUCCGCUCUGAACUACAAGAUUAUCGCUCCCAGUUUGCAACUCUUAAAUCGCAAAAUGAAGACCGUCAAACGCAAGUAGAUAGGAGUGAAUUACUUGGGAGAAGACCACAUAAUGCAUCUACGCCCGAAAAUCCUUAUGCAAAUACAACAAGUGCGACCGCUGCUCGGGAUAGUCCAUGGAGACGAGAGGGUGGACCCGGUGGAAGUGGUAGUCAACUUUCUAUGAAUAGUGGGGAUUAUACAAGGGAAACACAUGCUUUACGAGAACAAUCCUUCUUUCAAAAUACUCAUAGUGCGUUGGAUGAAUACUUAGCUCGUGGACAAGCAGUUCUAGGUGAUUUGGGACAACAGAGAGAAAUGUUAAAAGGGACACAAAAACGAUUGUAUAGUGUGGCAAACACCUUGGGCGUAUCUGGCGACACUAUCCGCACCAUUGAGAGACGUGCAAAGCAAGACAAAUGGAUUUUCGGAAUUGGGGUGGUGAUAUUUUUUACCUUUUGUUGGGCGGUCUUACACUUCCUGAGGUAAGGCAAUCAGUGCAAUCGAGACAUGGCUCGUACGGGAAGAACUAGCUUUAUAGUUAUGGAUUUGGGUUUGGAGUGUGUAUGAAUAUUUGACAAAUGUUCAUUUUUGGGUAAUAUAAGCGUGGAGUCUGGAGUAUGGUUCGGCACAAAAAGGGGCGGCUGUUCGUGCGACGGCGGACGUCAAACGUUGCAAUGUUGAUAGGAGAAUGGAAAAUCGAUCAAUACGACUUCAACCAAAUUUCACAAAAUUUUGAGCUAUGUCA